Messenger RNA from Exophiala xenobiotica, 1617 nucleotides. RefSeq lists its product as uncharacterized. The transcript has 3 exons. Gene Ontology annotation, biological process: NADPH regeneration. Bases 260 to 1366 code for a protein of 368 amino acids. Gene Ontology annotation, molecular function: oxidoreductase activity; nucleotide binding. The record is from RefSeq and is a predicted model, not a curated record. Gene Ontology annotation, cellular component: cytoplasm. NCBI's taxonomy places the organism in Eukaryota, Fungi, Ascomycota, Eurotiomycetes, Chaetothyriales, Herpotrichiellaceae.
CGAGUAGCAGGACCUGCAUUUCAGGCCUUCUGAAGUCUCGGCAACCUCUUCUUGGGACGAGUACAUCUCCGUGUUUGGAAGGCUUGCCUAUUGUCCAGAGUGACGGUUCUUUUUUGAGUUUUUGCCUAAGAGAGAAGGCUUUAGAUAUCAAAAGUCUGAACCGCAUUUAAAUUCACGGCAUUCGCAACCCUUGAUUCAAAGACGUUUUUCUUCUACGACUCUUACCUAGGUAAUCAUUGUAGACAACUCGCUCAUCGACAUGCCUGGUCCAAAGCUCAAAAUCGCCAUCGCUGGUCUCGGCCGCAUGGGAGCCCGACAUGCUCAUCAUUUCUAUGCCUUGACUCCGCGAGCAGAUCUGGUCGCCGCUUCAUCACCAGAGCCUCUCGAGUUGACAUGGGCUGAGAAGAACCUUGAAGGAGUCAGAACCUACCUCGACUACGAUGAUAUGUUGGAACAGGAAUGCGCCAAUGGCUUGCAAGCCGUCAUUAUUGCCAGCGCCACUGCUGUGCACGCUGAGCAGGCCAUCAAGGCCAUCAAGCGUGGCCUGCACGUCUUGUGUGAGAAGCCUCUUAGCACUGGUGUCGAAAAGUCCCAAGCCGUGGUCGACGCCUACAGACAAUCCCAAGGCCAGUUCCCAUCACAGAAAGUUAUCUGCGGCUUCUCACGACGAUUCGAUGCUUCAUACCGCGACGCGUUCGAGAAAAUGAGUUCUGGCAUGAUCGGUGUCCCUUCGGUCUUCCGAAGUCAGACUUGCGACAAACUCGACCCUUCCGGUUUCUUCGUCGAGUACGCCCAAUUCUCCGGCGGCAUUUUCGUUGACUGCUCGAUUCAUGACAUCGACCUGGCCCUUUGGUUCUUCGGCGAGGACAGCCGUGUCAAGAGCGUCAGCGCUGUCGGCAUCACUGCAGUCGAGCCCGGCCUCAGAAAAUACAACGACCGUGACAAUGCACUUGGUCUGGUCGAGUUUUAUGGCGGCAAGAUCGCUCAGCUGUUUUGCUCCAGAAUGAUGGCUGCCGGGCAGGAGGAUUCCACCGAAAUCACCGGCACAAAGGGCAAACUCGCCAUCAACACACAGCCACAGACCAACUUGGUCCACAUCUACGAGCCAAGCGGUAUUCGUCGCGAGAUCCCGCCUCAUUAUUACGGACGAUUCAGAGAUGCUUUCAUCAACGAGGCUAACGAGUUCACGGCCUGCUGUCUAGACGACACGCCUCCUCCGAUGAAGCUUGAAGGUGCGGUCAACGCGGUGCGCAUCGGCUGUGCCCUGCAAGAAGCCCUCAUCACUGGCAAGAAGAUCGAGUUCGAUGAGCAGGGUCGUCGGAUGAAUGCUGGCCAAGAGCAAGGAGAGCUCAGGGCUAGGUUGUAAGCGAGGAGAAUUCAGCCUAAUGGGCAUCCCCGCGGAGGCAGCCUUGCGACGACAUCGAUGAUUCGAACACAGGUUGUUACGGAGUCUUCAUUGUUGGUAUGAGAUAUAUUGACUGGACAAUUAGAGGGAGUCUUAGAUGCAUAAACAGGAUGAAGGUAGGAGUACUCACUGUGACCAAAUUCCACGGUACAGCUACUGCGUCCUUCAGUUUCUUCCUUUCACAUUCGGUGUUCUGCUCUUCAGCUGUUGCU